GAGGCAGGGCAGGCAGUGUGCGGUGAGACAGUGGCGGAGGAGGUCGUCGGCGGCUGGCUCGCUCUCCCAACAUACACACUCGCGCGGAGAAUUAUCGAUCUCCUCUCCACCAUGUCGCUCUUCGGCUCACUCAUGAGAGGCUUCGACGACGAGUCCUUCUUCGGGGGUCAUCGGAGCAUCAUGAGACAGAUGGACCAGAUGAUGGCGUCGGUCAUCCGCGACCCCUUCGAGGACGAUCCCUUCUUCGGGUCUGGCGGUGGUGCUGGCGGGGGCGGCGGGUGUGUGGGCCUCCUUGCCGGGUUUCCCGCCCUCACAGCCGGUCCCGCCGCCCUCACAGCCGGUCCCGCCGCCCUCACUGCCGGGCCCGCCGCCACCAAUGCCCUGAGUGCCAACGUCCUCAACGCCAACGCCCUGGUGGCGGCGGCGGCGGCGGCCUCCGGCAGGUCCCAACGGCCCAGAACCCAGCACCCAUUCUCUGCUCUGGGCAUUCCCUUCGUGGCUGAUAUGGUAUCCUCAAUCGACCAAAUGGCUCAGCAAGGGAGCUGCCACAUGUACAGCAGCUCGUCUGUGAUGACCAUGACAACGGGUCCUGACGGUCGACCACAGGUAUAUCAGGCCACAUCCUCCACCAGGGGAGUUCCCGGUGGUGUCAGGGAAACACGUCGCACAAUUAAUGACAGUCGAACUGGGACACGGAAGAUGGCUAUUGGUCACCACAUUGGAGAUCGUUCACAUAUUAUAGAACGUGAGCAUACCUCAAGGAACAUGGAAGAAAGACAGGAAUUCAUUAAUCUUGAUGAAGAGGAGGCGCCCCAGUUCGAUCAAGAAUUUCGUCGACGUACCCAGCAAGCCAUGGGUGUAGGAGCUCUGGAAUACCGGCCUAGACACCGCCCUUCUUCCUCCUACAAUCCUCGUGGCUCUAGCGUCCCGGCUAUAACUUCUUCUUCCAGAUACAGAAGCCGAUCUCGACCAAUGCUUUCCAUCACUGCUGGCCCAAGGUAAACCCUGGAGUACAUCGGGUUACCCUGGUAAAGUGAGGAUCGUGCUCGACGGCGCGACAGAGAAGAACGUGGUUAUCGGUCACACCGCCGCAACGAGCCAAACGUGUAACAGCUGAUAUUGUUAUAAUCUUUAUCAUUCAUUAUUGUAUUUGGAUUUCCUCGAUAUUUACUGAUAGAUAUCAUAUAUCAUUUACUAUAGUGGAUAUUAUAUUGAUAGAACCAAGCAAUUUAAUAUCAUACUACCAUUAGCCUUAAGAAUGAGUUAGUUUCAUUAUAAAGAAAUAUGUAGUUAAAAUACAUGGAUAGGGAUAUUUGACACGAGAUAUAUUUGAUGAAGUGAUAUAAGUAGGUUAAAACAAUUUCACUGUAUCAGCAUAUUUCAUCCUGUUGUGCAUAACAUUGGGUUCACCCAUCUAUGUUGGUGAUAAUUUUCCCCUCUUAUGAAGCAGUACAACAACAUUUAAGUGUGUAAAUAUACUAGUGUAUGAUAGGGAACUUAUUAAAUGAAAAAUGGAACCCAUAAUGGGCCUCUGAGCUUCUCCCAGCAACCUCUUUCAUGGUUAUGCACAAAAAAACAAAAAUAAAAAAAAAAACACCUGUACGUUAUUUGACAAUAUACAUGACCUGAUCGCUUAAUCUUUAUACACACACAUGAAGAUAUAUUCAUUAUUGUUGUUAGGAUUACAUAGUGAAGUUGAAAACUGUUGGGAUUAGAAAGUUCACUUACAAAUGGAUUACUUUAUAUUGGUAACUAUAGAUAUAAAAAUGAUAGUUUCCCCCUUAUAAACAGUUGAUUGAUUUGUUCUUAUUAGAAUGUGGUAGUUAGCUUAAAUUACAUGACAUGAAUAGGUUAAGAAUUCUUGAAGGUCAUAAGAAUGUUUUCAGAGGUGAAAAUAGGAUUAUCCAUCAGAAGAAUGACAUUCAACUUUGUGUGGUUACUAAUGAGGCUUCCUUCAAUGAAUUACAAAUACUAAGCCUGAAUAUAAUAAUGACUUUAGGAAUGCAUCGAUUAACUUUAUAUUUGUGAUGCAAACAAGUGCAUCGCAAGAGGGUGUUCGCUGCCCGCACUUCUCAGGUGACAACGGUGGAAUAUGCACAUCAAGUGCAAGACAGCCAUAUUUUUCCUGGUCUCCAAAAAGUUACCAUUUUUGUACUGUAUCCAACCUUGCUCUAUUUAUCACUGCCUGUGGCAAACCUCAAAUAGUAAAGACCUUGAUAGUAGUUUGUGUGAAAUGCUAGAAUGUACGUACCAUUUAGAUGUGUUAAUUGAAUCCAUACUCGCCUCCUUGUUAUGGUAUAAGGAAUAUCCAAUGUCUUAUAGCUAGGAAAAUGUAAUGCUUUUUAUCAGUGCGAUUUGAUCAGUGGUAUUUAUUUUGACAGGGUGAAGAUGGUUUGUUUGCAAUAAUUGUUUUUGUAAUAGGGAUUGUCUGAUAUUUCUUUUUUACAAAAUGUUAAAAUAAAGGUUUUAAAAAUUUGCUCAUGUAUUAAGGACAUAACUUGUUUAUCCACAACACUUUGUAGCAGUGAUAAACAUUUUAAGUAUACAGUAUUGUUUUUGUUAAACUUUAUAAAAGUUUACAAAAUUAAAACUUAUUUUCUUAUUUCAUGACAAAAAGUGUGUAUACUUUGAGCUGCUCUUUGUGUGGCAGUGUUAGGCAUUUUAAAUACUGUAUUGUAUUUAAGUUACUUGAAUCUGUUUCAAAAUGUUUACAUGAUAAGCACAAGACUAAUAAUUAUAAAUACACUGAUUUAAUUUGCAUCUAAAUACUGAAAUGAGAAAAAUCUAUGAGCAUAUGCUUUAUAAAGUUGUAGGAGUUCAAAAAAUAAAAUGUUUUUUUGCACAACAAGACUUAGUUCCCACAAGGAUGAUAUCAAUGAUUACAUUCAAUGAAAAUCCCACCAUUUUCAGUUGUAUGUACAGGUAUUGUAGUUACUUACUAUAUUGAGGUUGUCUUGACCCAUUACCUUCAAUAUUAUCACCAAUACAUAAUAUUAGGACAAGUGGAUCAUCUAGAACAGGCACAAGUGUCAAGAGUGAACUCUAGCAAACAGAGGGACUGGAUCUGGUAUGAAUGUUCACAGGAACAUUACUACACAGACCGUUUCUCUGAAGAUACUUUUCAACGAUAUUGUGGAAUAAAGAUAAGUGAAGUUGAGGUUACAGUUGAAUUUAAAGUAAUGUAACAAUUAUAGGACAAAUGAGGACAUAAUUAAUUUUUGUUUUAAAUUAUAUAUUUAUGGUAAUGCUGUAUAUUUAGGCAGUUUAUGGAUAUGAUGGCAACUGAUAAAUUUGAAGGAAAAAGUGGACUUUGCUAGGUCUCUACUUGUUACACCCCUACUUUUACCAUACUGUGUACUAUUGGUCAAACAGUUAAGCUUCAAAAUUCAAUUUGAGCAAGUAUAAAUUUGCCCAUACAUAUAAAUGGUGCAUAUGAUUAACACAAUUGCAACAUUAUGUAACAUUUCAGAAAAUGGAGAGAUUGACAAACAACAGAGGUAGAGUGAGGUGAAAAGGAAAGUGUAGAGGAGAGACAAUAUGGGAUAGAGUGGACUUGGAAAGGCAGAAAGAGUGGACAGAGGAAGAGGGGUAUAACGAGUAAAAAGCAUUAGCGCUUGAAUUAGGGUAGAUAGAGGUAGAGCUGUCGCCUUCCAUUCAUUAAUUCCAUUCCUUGUUUGGUAAACUUGUCUGUUCAACAGCUAUUAUAAUAAAUGUUAACUGUUAACCUUCAUGCUUUACAUGGUUGUAGUUUAAUUAUCAAGUCUGAAUCUUUAAGUACUGUAAUCUUCAGCAUACUCUCCACACUAGCUUUCAUAAAUCAAGAAACAAAUUCAAUAUCAGAUUUAAAGAAGUUUAAUUUUUUUUUUUUAGGUGUAAUGUUGAAAUAUUAUGGUCUGACCUCGAGACUUGAUUAUCUUUUACUUUAUUAAUUUUUUAUUACAUUGUUGCAGCAUAGUGCCUCUUAAGCAUUCUGUACAUCAUUUGUGGCUGGAAAAAUGGUAUUUAGUAGUAAUAUUCAGGUAGGCAUUUUAUCAAUAAAAACAAAGGUGGAAUUUUUAGGAAAAAAAACUUAUUUGUACCAUAUUCUAUAGCUAACAUCAUUGUAAAUUCCUCUGCACAAGUGUAUUCAUGAGUGAAUCUAUGCAAAUUGAAGGCUAACUAGCUUCAUUUCACACACUUUCUUCAUGCACAUAGGGUGCUAACUUCACUACAAACCAUGAAUAAAAGUUUAUUAACUAACAUGCAGAUGUUUAAGGACAUUUUGCUUGCUACACCUUGAUUUAUGUGCUGUGGAUGACCUAAUGACCAGUGUAUUUAGAUUUAGGUUUUGUUUUAUUAUUAAGUUUCCUCAAAGUAUUCCUAUUAUUAUCAAGUUGUGCUUUUUUAUUGUGUGUUUUAAAAUGUAACUACUGACAGUGCCUAGUGUUUCUUGAGAUACAGUGUCAUGUUCUAGGAAAAAAAGGCAGUUCACAAAAUCACGUAAAAGAAGUGACUCAGGAGAAUGAGAAAUGUAAACAUCUAAUAUUUUUUGUAUGGAUGCUAAAACACCAAAGAAUAUGCCACCAUCAAUGCCUUAUAGUUGGAUGUACUAUUAUGGAUUUCCUCUUUCUGCUUCUUUGGACUUUGUUCAAAGCUAUUUAUUGAAAAUAAAAGUACUUUAAAUU
Messenger RNA from Procambarus clarkii (red swamp crayfish), 4664 nucleotides. It is a transcript of the gene Mlf, whose product is annotated as myeloid leukemia factor. Gene Ontology annotation, cellular component: nucleus; cytoplasm. Lineage: Eukaryota; Metazoa; Arthropoda; Malacostraca; Decapoda; Cambaridae. Gene Ontology annotation, biological process: regulation of DNA-templated transcription. The record is from RefSeq and is a predicted model, not a curated record.